AUAAUUAUAGAAAACCAUCUAUUACUGCUCUAUUGCACAAAAAUAUAAUAAACAUAUUUUCACGUCCUCUAAGCAAUUGCUUAUCUGAUUAUGUGGACAGAGUCCCUAAUGUUUCGAAAAUUCCGUUAGUCAUUGUAUUUAAAUGACAUUCAUCAUUCCAAGAUGAGUAAAUAUUUGAAAAGUCCCCAUAAAUACAGUUUUCUAUACGCUCUUCACUUUUCCCAGUCCAGGAAUUGGUGUUGAUCUUGCUCCUAACUGGCAGAAGUUAAAGUCAUGGUGGAAGAGUACCUGCAGGGCGAGUGUCAUAUUUUCCAACUCUUCUGAUUGUCACCCCUUGUCCUCAGUUCUGUCUGCACGUGGAGCCUGAUACGAUAUCAGCGUAUUCUCGAGUGGUAGAAUAAUUUCUCAAAAGAACAAAGGACCCAUUCAGAAUAAUUUCGCAUUGCUUUGUGUAAUGAAGAGCUAUAGAAAAUCAUUAUCAGAAUCUGUAUAAUCCAAAAGUUUGAUAAUUUCACAAAAAGACAACGAUCAUGUCGGUUCGGGACACCUUGCUGCUGAUCUUCUUCAUGACGAUUCUAACGAACGAUGUUCAGAGUCGUCCAGACCUCGACUGGUUUGACAGUGUAGCUGUUCGUCUGUUUCAUUCCGGUCAUACACACACAGCUAUAAUUAUAAAUCAAAGGAGUUCAGAUAAUGCUGACACUGUGAAAAACGAAUUAUUUCCGAAAAUCAUGGAGACUGUUCCAAGUGUUGUGGUUGAAAUGGAUAAUGGAGUCAUUAAGUGGAAACCAUUGGAGUUUGGUGUUAUCAAUAAGUACACCACUGCUUUGCUGUUCAUAGUCUAUGCGGAUUAUUCUGGAGACAAUGGACAAAUAUAUGAAGUGAUGCGUGAGGUGAAUCAACUGCCAGACUUGUCGAUCAAUUACCUUCUCGUCAUACUGAGAACAUCUGGAAACGUGGUAAGAGGUAUAGAAAAUAUUUUACAGCAUGCCUGGAACGAAUCAAUGUCGAACAUUUUGAUUGUCGAGAAUCAACAGGUGAAGAAAAUCCACAAAAACAAGGAAGUAUCAGCAGACGAUACGAAAUUUGGUUGUAAAAAGUUGGCAUGCUAUGGAGUGAAUAGCAAAAUCAUCGACGACAGCUCAGUCCAAGUGAUUAUGCAUCAGUUCAAUUUUUUCGCCAAAAUAUUUUAUCAUCAGGUGUUCCAAAGUGGUAUUGAGAUAUUUCCAAAUUUUGGAAAAAAUAGGCACGGCCAUCCACUAGUGGUAUGGCCUCCCCGUAAUUUCUACCGACCAGUUGUCAAAAAUAUGGCUCCAGUAUUGAACUUUACGAUCUUGGAAGUUUAUGAUAAGAUGAAAGCCGAUAUGUUGUACGGGGCGGAAAUUAUGUUCGAUGAUAAUCCGAUAUUACCAAAUUUCACUGUACCAGACUUGAUGCGGUCAAUAGAACUCGUGAUGUUAAUUCCAAACACAUAUAAGUUAAACACAACGCUGAUCAACAAAUCUAUUGCGAUUAUGAGUCUCUUAUUUGCCAUCAUUGGGACCAUUUCGUUACUGGCAGUUCUUCUAAAGUUGGAUCAGAAAAUUUGGAAUACAUCAAAUCUUUUUGCUAUGAUGUUCUCAAUUACUGUCAGUUCUAAGCCUUCUAGAACGAAUCAAAGAAUAUUAUUCUUGCUCAUUGUCAUUUUGGGCUUCCUGUACUCCAGUGACGUCUACAGUUCAUUAACAAAUAUAGGGACUGAUCCGCUAUUGAUAGCACGAACAUACAAUACAUUCGAGGAUAUUGAUGAAACAGGCCUGUACUUGAAGAUGACUAAUUUCGAUUUUCAUAUUUUCAUAGGAGCAGAAGAUGCUAAAUUGAACUUGAAACAUAAGGUUUUCAUCUAUAAUGAGCUAUUUGCCGACGAAAUGAAUAACCCAACAAAUUUUUGUUAUUUACUAACCAAAAAAAAAGCCUUUCAUUUUAAAAAUAAAUGUGCUUCAAUGAACCGUCAAGAGCUUUGGACAGUAGGAAAGCCAAUUUUUGGCUAUUACAAACGCAAUAUCUAUUUUCAUCACGGUUUACCUGGUCAACAACAAUUGAGAAAUACUAUGACACGAUUUCGCGAAUCCGGCCUCUUGAAUCGUUGGUUUUCCGAUACUGACAAUGGGACCAUGUACCGUAACGAUAAAAAUGAUAUAGCAAACGGGAUAAAUAAAAAAUCGGAAACUAAGUUUCUGAAAUUUCUUAUUAUACUUAAUGUUUUCGGAAUUUCUCUCGCCUCGAUCGUAUUUAUUGGAGAACUGCUGGUUUAUCAUGUCAAAAAGCUGAUUGAGAAGCUCCACAUUGUGUCUACGCAGCGUGCUAAGAAGAAAACGAUACACAGGAAGUAAUGAUCUGUAAUUCAUUAUUUUCACUUUUUGUCUCCAUUGGAAGCCAUUAACGAUCUUUACUGUUGAUCUCGUCACUUGGAGAAAUCCAAGCCAUAUGGCUUCUCAGAACAAGGGGACUCCGAGAGACACAGCUUUCCGUUCAUAGUUUAAAUAAUAAUAUUUAUGUAUAAAUUCAAAAAGAGUAUUAAAAAUAAAUAUUAGAAAACGAGUUCCUAAAAGUCA
Diachasmimorpha longicaudata is the source of this 2594-nucleotide messenger RNA. RefSeq lists its product as uncharacterized. Lineage: Eukaryota; Metazoa; Arthropoda; Insecta; Hymenoptera; Braconidae. The record is from RefSeq and is a predicted model, not a curated record. The coding region runs from base 531 to 2372 and encodes 613 amino acids. The transcript is spliced from 2 exons.